This is a messenger RNA of Pseudo-nitzschia multistriata, 2465 nucleotides long. Lineage: Eukaryota; Bacillariophyta; Bacillariophyceae; Bacillariales; Bacillariaceae. The record is from the annotation of a GenBank genome assembly.
AACUCCUUUUUCAAAAAUCAUCUUCCUGACCACUACGUGUACCAAAAAUAAACACAAACCUCUGAAACCCCUAAGAAAAUGAGAUCCACUACCUUAUCCAAUAGAAUCUUUUGCGCUGUAGCUCGCAAUCGCACCGGCUUACAGAACAGUCCAAGCAGUGGGCGUUUCAUGUCGACACUGACACCUCCAAAUAAGAAAAGCGAACGUCGUGAGGUCCAUAGCACAGCAGGGACCAAAUCUCCAGAUGUGACGGCAGCAGAACUCAAGACCUCUAACUCUACCAAAGUCGCUGCCUUGAAUGAUGGAGUUAGCACUGUCGCUAGUCGUUUCUUGACUACUGCCGAAGUGACUGUCUCAAAGAUUUUUCCUGCUGGUUUUGGAUGGCAAACGUCUUCCAUCAUCGCCGAAAACAAUUUUGGUUUUGCACCCGACACCAUGAAUUUUGCACUGACAACUGGCCUUGGGGAUGCCMUUGGCGUUGUAGGCGGUCAUUGCCUCUACUAUGGCGCGAAGAAGGCUAUCACAAAAAAUGAUUCCAUCAACAUGGAAUCCGAGGUACAGACUGGACUUCUCCUAGGUUCAGCUGCAUUUUGCAGCGGGACUGCUUGGCAGCCUCUUGUCGAUGCCCUGCAGGGAGCAAAUUGUAGCUUCGGAGGUGUUUUUGCUGGAACCUGGGCAGGCUGCGGCUUGGCCUUUUAUGCCGGCCUCCGUGCCGGACGUACUAUCCUCAGCGGCUUCAUGACUCACAUCGAGGAACCCACCUACGAUAAUUCGAAGAAUGACGCCUCCCUUAGUUGUGUGAUUGGAGGCGCAACUGGAUUCUUCGUUGGGACGGAUGCCGCCUAUCUUCCYGAUCAAAACUUUUUGAUCAAUUUUGUUGGAAUCACCGAUGGUACGCCGGACCUUGUCGGCUGUGCCAUUGCCGGAACUUCUACCUCGAUGGGAUUUUUCACGUCGCAAUCGGUCUUCAAUGUCAUCUAUCCAUCUGGAAAGUGCUGGAAUGAUUAGCGAGUAGCGAUCUCUGGUUUAUUCCUCACUCGUUCGCUCAUUCGAGGAAAUCUUUCGGAGAGACACGAAGUUUCCAGUAGACGUUCCCUACAUUUUUAUUUUGCCACUUUUCAAACGUUUUGCAGGUUUCAUCGCUGAACUGACUCGACAAGAAGAUGAGACGAUAUUUAUAUCCUCAGCACAAAUCAUUCCUAGAUUUGGGCUUAUCUAUCUCCAUUCGGGUUGUUGCUAUCUAUUUUUGGUACGUUUUUCUUUAUCUUGAAUCUCUACUCUAUUUUUGGUUUUGUCGAGAAGGUAAGACCCAGUAUUUGGCUGGCUUCUUUCUUUCUAGUUACAUAGUUUUAUUAAUAUCUACAAUAUUUGCUACGAUAUUAGAACAACAGAUUGUAGAAGAUCAUGGUCAUUCUCCUUUCGUAGUUUCCCCCCGCAUGCACUUGUUGAAGACAAUGAAAAAAAAUUGAUUCACCCAUGGACAUAAACAAGUACGUGUCAUUUGCGUUCUAAAUCACGAAAUUCAAGUAUAAUACCGGUAGGAUGGUUUUCGUAUUUUCUGGUGUUCAAUUUCUUUUCGCUUAGCAUAAUCGGAAGACAGUGGGCGGACAGCAUACUUGUAAUGUGAGCACAACACAAUUGCUUGUCGUACCGCAAACACUGAAACAUGUGUUACAGCCGUGACUACCAUACUUUGUGAUAAAACCGCUGACAAUAUCGAUUGCACUAAAUUAAACAUGUAUUGGAUGCUCUAUUCGCUUUAAUUUACUUCGGUGUAAUGUCAUGAUGUGGAAAUAAUAAGUUGCCGUUAGAAUCACACCAGGAAUAGGGCAGGGGUCUAAAUUAUGACCCCUGGAAUAGGGCACGUGCAGAGAUCGACCGUACCCUUGCAUCUGUCAACAGAUUUUUUGUUUCCUUUUUUCUGUUCUUUCCGUUCGCGUGGCGUUCUUUUCAGAUUCAAUGAUGAUUCAUUGGGGCUUCAACGGCUUCUUUCGUAGUUUUGAUGUGGAAUUGUUGUCAUUUUCUUUAUUCUUUUGCCGUCUUUUAUAUUGUGUUCGACUGUUUCACUUAUUCCGUCCCCUGCGACGAGUUGUCCAUGGUAAUGAAUCCGCGACCGUCGCCCAGUGUCGACGAUUGUAUUUGUCCCACACCCAAAGCACUGUCGUAACUGCGGUCAACGUUGCCAUCCACAACACCCACACCUAGGCCUACCAGCGGAGUCGUUUUGGCAGACGGUCUCGUCAAACUAGAAGGUGGAAUACUAGUGCCGAUCGCAUUCACGUGCCUCCCUAUCCCAACACCACCCGUGCCUUGUUCUAUUCGCAAAAUCGAUUGUUCCUCCCCUGCAUGACACAAAAAUAACAAAACGGCAAAGAUGGUAUACAAGACACUGAGAAACAUGAAAGUGACUGCCAAUAUUGUAGCUAUUCGUUCAACUUCGUAUGGCUCGCUGCUUUCUCCAUCUC